Moneuplotes crassus is the source of this 1100-nucleotide messenger RNA. Lineage: Eukaryota; Ciliophora; Spirotrichea; Euplotida; Euplotidae. The record is from the annotation of a GenBank genome assembly.
AUGGAGCCAUUAGAAGAUCAGAAAAGUUUGGGAAAGAGUAGUAACAUAUCUUAUUCACAAAAUCAAUUCCAAACAUGUUAUCCCUCUGUUCAACCUGAUCAGCUACAUUCUUGCCAAAUUCCUGAACCUAAGCUGUGAGAUAUAAAUCUGACAGGAAUGAACCAGCCACUUAUCUCUCAAGCUCAGCCUACAAGUCUAGCUCUUUCCCAACUUGGCUUUAAUAAUACAACAUCUAAAACUCCAACUAUGACCGCUGAUCCUGCCUUCACACAAUUUUCAGCAGAGAAAGAUCCAGAAGAAACAAAACAUAUGCAGGCUAAAACGAAAGGUGAACGUAGACUGAGCAACCAAGAAGAAGUCUUAGAAAAAGAAAUUUAUGAAAAACUAUGCAUGAGCUUUAAAGUCAGCGAGUUCGGAAGAAAUGGAAGAUUUGAAAUUUGGUUAGAGAGAAACUGAGAUUUCCAAUUUAUUAGAAAGGUGGAAAACAUUAUACUUCCUAAAUGAAGGAAUGUUGUGAUAUAUGAUCUUACUAAGUCGAAUCGAGCUGUGGCAAAGUUCUUAUGCAUGGGCAUCCCGACAAGAGGAGUUCAAAAGCUUACAUUGGGAGCAGAUAGAUUAAUAAACAUUCGUUACUAUCUCAAGGAGAUUAUCAAAGCCAGCUAUAGAAUUGAAGAAUGAAUAGAUCUUGGACAUUUUAAAAUUAAUGGACUUCAGCUUCAGAAACUUCUCAGGGUUAACAGACACAAGAAGAAAGUGUGGUUUUAUAACUGCAAAUUCUCGCUCCCAAAAGUUCCUAAUCUAUCCAAAUGCUUACAAGAUACCACUAUCCAAGAAAUAUGUCUAUACAACUGAGAAGGAAAGGAUAGAAGUAAUUGGCUAAGCCGCCCUGAAGAAUUAAGCAACCUCAUAUCCAGUCUUUCUCAGUCAGACAUCAAACACUCUCUCCAAAGGGUCUGCUUCAGCUACGACUGCCAACUUCCUAAGCCCUUCAUCACUACCUUAUUCCAAGCCUCCCUCUCUAAAGUCCAGGUUCAUGGUAGCUUCAAGUCAGGUAUCUCCCACUUGGGUCAAUAAAUCCUUGUUCAGAGCACUCAAUCUAA